UUUGACAGCAUUGUUAAAGAGCCUAUGAGCGAAACCAUGAAACGCCCCUUAUCUUUAGCUCGCGUCGGCGCAAGUCGAUAGAUGUUUAUUUAAAGCCUGUGGUCGGGCGCGUGGAGUGACGCCCAGGUCCAACCGGCUUGCCCGUUAUGUGUUAUGGAGGCGACGGCGAGCCAGGUGAAUGAAUUCUCCGGGUGGACGAGGCAGAAAGAAGAAGGGCCCCGCCUGCACCAGCGCCGCACCGGAAGGCGACGCCCCCGAUCAGGUGUCGCUCCAUAAGCGGAAUUUGUUCUAUUUUUCCUACCCACUGCUGGCGGUGUUUGCGCUGUUCCGGGUGAUCGCCCUGUACUUGGGCAAACUGUUCGCCUGGGUUUGCGAGCGGCUCUCCAGGGCCAUGGCGGUGCGAGCCAAGCGCCCGGAGGACGUCGGCGGCGGGGAAUACGAGGACACCGGCGAGCUGAUCCGCAACCACCACAAGCAGGCCUUCGAAUACAUCUCAGUAGCGCUGAGGAUUGACGAGGAUGAAAAAGGUCACAAAGAGCAGGCGGUGCAGUGGUACAAGAAAGGGAUCUCUGAACUGGAGAAGGGAAUUGCCAUAGAGAUCAUGGGUCAAGGGGAGAAGUCUGAACGCGCCAAACGUCUGCAGGCCAAGAUGACCACCAACCUGAUCAUGGCCAAGGAUCGCUUGGAGCUUUUGGCUCAGCUUUCCCCGGCCUCAUCUCAGAGAGACAUCUACACCCAGAGCACAAAGCCGUGCUACCAAAACGGCCACCUGCGCUCAGUGAGCGGGGCGGUGCCCAAAAAGAAGGACCCUCUGACCCACUCCAGCCACUCCCUCCCGCGGGCCAAGCACUCCCACAAGAGCCCCUGGGCCGGCCAGCGGUCCCCCAGCUACACCGGGACCCCCGCCUCCACCGCCAGACCCCCCUCCCAAACCGCCGGAGGCAACAAGGGCUCCGCGAAACCGGGCGCCCGGCAGAACGGCAAGCCCACGACGCCCACGGGCACGCCCCUGAAGAAGAGGGACAUGAAGAACCUGAAAAACGUGGACAGCAAGCUGGCCAACCUCAUCCUGAACGAGAUCGUGGACAGUGGCUCGGCCGUGCGGUUUGAUGACGUGGCGGGACAGGACCUUGCCAAGCAGGCGCUCCAGGAGAUCGUCAUCCUCCCGGCCCUGAGACCAGAGUUGUUUACAGGCCUGAGGGCCCCUGCAAGGGGCCUCCUGCUGUUCGGGCCCCCAGGGAAUGGGAAGACCAUGCUGGCCAAGGCGGUUGCCGCGGAAUCAAACGCGACCUUUUUCAACAUCAGCGCCGCCAGCCUGACCUCUAAAUACGUGGGGGAAGGGGAGAAGCUGGUCAGAGCUCUGUUUGCCGUGGCCAGAGAACUACAGCCCUCCAUCAUAUUCAUCGACGAGAUCGACAGCCUCCUCUGCGAGAGGAGGGAGGGCGAACACGACGCCAGCAGACGUCUGAAGACCGAGUUCUUAAUCGAGUUUGACGGGGUCCAAUCAGGAGGGGACGAAAGGGUGCUGGUGAUGGGAGCCACCAAUCGGCCGCAGGAGCUGGACGAGGCCGUGCUGAGGCGGUUCGCAAAGAGAGUGUAUGUGGCUUUACCAACAGAAGAGACACGAUACAAGCUGCUGAGAAACCUCCUGGAGAAGCACGGAAACCCCCUGGGUCAGAGAGACCUGGCUAAACUCGCCCGUAUGACUGAGGGAUACUCAGGAAGUGACCUGACCUCAUUGGCUAAAGAUGCUGCUCUUGGACCAAUCAGAGAGCUGAAACCGGAGCAGGUGAAGAAAAUGACUGCUAAUGAGAUGCGGAACAUAAAGUUCUGCGAUUUCGAGGAGUCUCUGAAGAAGAUCAAGCGCAGCGUGAGCCCCCAGACCCUGGAGCUGUACGCACGCUGGAACAGACAGUACGGGGACACCACCGCCGUGUGAACACAGCGCCCCCCCCCCCCUGCUGGCCCGGAGGGGAAACGCAGCGCCCCCUACUGGCCCGGAGGCUCCCUGGGGGCAGGACAGCGAAAACGAGAUGGGGGAAAUCGAGCGUUCUCUCCUGUUUUGAGGGGUUGUUUUAUUUUUAUUUUUUUCCCUUCAAAGAAGGGCAAAAGCGCCAACUGAGCACCCAAUGAUACCUUGGAAGCAAAUGAUUUGGUGCUUAUGAGAUCUGUGCUAAUGGGCUCUUCCAGUGUACAGUGUGACCAGCACUGUUCAUGGCAGUCCUCCCGUGGGUGAUCUGCCUCUGACUUCCAACCAUAACCCUCUGACAUCUGUGGUACAGGAUCUAUUGUCUUUUUUAUUUGUAUUUUUUUUUUUCUUUUUCUCUUUGGAGAUACUAGCACUGAAUAAAUCUCACCUGUUCUGCAAAGUGUGUUUAGGUCCACCGCUGGAGUCUAACGCCACGUUUACUGCCCAAACCAGCACGGAGCCCAUCGACCGGUCUGCUUUUCCCAGUCUGACAGAGAUGAAGGCGGUUGUUGGUCUUUAUCAAAUCACGAAGAUCUGAUUACAAUGUGCCUUUCACUGACCGGGAAGGGCCCACAAUUUGAUUGGUUCACGUCCAACAUUCUAAAGGAAAUGUUAUGUCCGUGUUGAUUCAGGCGUCAUUAGAUAAAAAUGUUUUUCUUUAUUUGACUUGGUGAUUUAAUAAGCUGUCGUGGUGUGGUGUCGCAGGUCCGACGGCGACGAUCGGUUUUUGUUCGCUCAGCAGACGUGCCGUUGGGACAUUUCGGAAAAGGAACGCUAUCGUCCGCUCAAGCGGAAGAGCGCGUGCGGUAAUGCGUGCGGAAGCGGUCGGCAGAGUUCAGCGUAGCUUUCAGGUUUAUAGCCUGGUGUUCUCCCGUGAACUCACUCUCUCUCCCUGGCAUGGUUGUGGUCGAGAAGGACCGGGUGCCUUAACUUUCAGUGGCGAAAAAAAAAAAGAAAAAAGAAAAAGUGAUUUCCUUCUAUUUUGUGUCCCGUUUCUUCCAGUGGUCCCCUGAGAUUUUGCAAUUAAAAAAAAAAUAAUAAAAAAAAAUAAAAAAAUAUUCUGCCUUACCUUUCGGACACACGGCCAUACUGUGCCGGAGGACGUUACAGUUUCAGACGGCUAAAAAAAAAUGUAGCAAACCAAAAUAAUUGCGGGGUGCAUUUUUAUUAUAACAAAAAGCAAAAAUCAGGUUUUUUUUCUCUUUUUUUUUUUUUUUUUACUGCAUUUGAUACAAAUUUGACCGAUUUAUUUGUAUUUUUUCGUGUGUGUGCUUGUCGUGGAGGUGAAAGUGCUGUGUAACAAGCUGUAUAUGGCAAGAAAAACUAGUCUUUUUGCAAUAAUGUUGAGGGUCGCGCUAACUGAAUAAUCUAAUAUUGAAAGUUGAUUGUAGUUAAUGCACUUAUCCAGUGGUGGCCAAUCAUGUGCCACGGUGGAUUGACAGUUUUUAUUCCGACCAAUCACUACAGCUGAUUUCCCGAAUUUACGCACCUUUAACCAGAGAGGAGUGAAUUAAUUGGUGAUAUCAGCUGGUGUAGUUAUUGGUUGGAAUGAAAGCUUGCUCACUGUCGGCCGCCCACGGUACGUGAUUGGCCACCACUGCACUAAUCCUUUAGCAAUUAGUAUGCACUCCUUUGGGGAAAAAUGGUCAGCGAUCUGAAUUGAGUGCUGUUUGCUAUCCAGCCACUAGAGGGCAGCAAAGAAGAGGCAUCACAAUGGAUCAUCUCAGCCCAUUGUUGGGAUCCAGUGUUAUAUGAGGGGAAAAGUUGGAUGUACAGAAUUGCUGGUGUUACGCAGCACUGAUGGUAAUUCUCUGGUUCAAUUUAGAUCAAAUUCUCGCGAGGCCAGGAGUGUGUGUGGUUAUGGCACAGUGAAACGACUGUGAUUUAUUCGGUAAUCGGCAAGAGAUUACGCCAUAGUUCAGUCAAGCCAACCAAGUAUUCUGUGCUGACCCACUUUUUUGUAUGUGUAAAUAUUAGGAAAGUUUAGUCAUUUCACUAAAUUCGUUUUUCCUAAUGUCCUAUAUAGCUGGUCUGUCGAUGGUAAAUGGCUUUCUAGAGGUCUCCGUGAACAUCCAAAAGACAAAUGACAUUCAGGGUAUGUUCGUUUACUGACUGUGGCCGAUCUGGCCAGAGUUUCUUCUUGUUUAUUGUCCCAAAAUGAUACAUUCUUCCAUGUGUACCAAUGACUCAUCGUGUCAAGGCUCAAAGAUGCAGGUGUAAUUUACAAAAUGGCCGUUCUACUGAUACUCUGGGCUAUAACGACGGGCCACUUAACGGACGCUACUGUGCAUGAUUUGAAAGAAAAGUGCUGGUGAAGUAGUUCAACUGCAGUACCAGUUGGUUUGGUCUGUGUGCUGUUUGACAGAUACUGUUUACCUUUUCUUUCGUACGGUUUUUCUUUUGUGAAGAGUGAAUUGAGUAGAAGUGUGUUGACGUACGGACACACCGGCAGUGACCUGCGCGCGUGUGUGAGAUUCUAAUAAACGUAUUUAUACUGGA
This is a messenger RNA of Conger conger (European conger), 4468 nucleotides long. RefSeq names its product spastin (gene spast). Gene Ontology annotation, cellular component: microtubule cytoskeleton. NCBI's taxonomy places the organism in Eukaryota, Metazoa, Chordata, Actinopteri, Anguilliformes, Congridae. The transcript is spliced from 17 exons. Gene Ontology annotation, molecular function: ATP binding; ATP hydrolysis activity; microtubule severing ATPase activity. The coding region runs from base 179 to 1939 and encodes 586 amino acids. The record is from RefSeq and is a predicted model, not a curated record.